Messenger RNA from Trichomonas vaginalis G3, 1131 nucleotides. Its product is annotated as histone acetyltransferase protein. The record is from RefSeq and is a predicted model, not a curated record. Gene Ontology annotation, biological process: regulation of DNA-templated transcription. The coding region runs from base 1 to 1131 and encodes 376 amino acids. The transcript has a single exon. Gene Ontology annotation, molecular function: histone acetyltransferase activity. NCBI's taxonomy places the organism in Eukaryota, Parabasalia, Trichomonadida, Trichomonadidae.
AUGAGUGAAACAACAAGAUUUAAGAAAAAUGAUUAUGUUAUAGCAAAAACAGAUGAUUUUCCCGACGGAGCACAAGGCGAAAUCAUUGAUUUCCGUCGUCACGACACCCAAGCAUAUAUUCACUUCAUAAAUCAAGAUAAACGAUUAGAUCGUUGGGUUGACAUAGGGACCCUUAGGCUGAAUCCAGAUCAGAUAAAUGUGAAUUCGAAAAAUAAAAAAUCUCAUGAUAAUUCUGAUGAAGAACAACCAGAAUUAAUUAAAUUUGAAGAAGUUCACAAAGAAAUUACGAAAAUUCGGAACAUUGAUAUGAUAACUAUCGGUAAUUAUACUAUGCGAACAUGGUACUUCUCUCCAUUUCCAUAUCCUUACUUCGAAAUGGAUCAUAUUUAUAUGUGUGAGCAUUGCUUUACAUAUUUUGCCUCAGAAAAGGAUCUACAAGAUCACAUUCACAAAUUAAACGAAACUCAUCCACCAGGACGUGAAAUUUACAGAGACGGAAAUCUUUCAAUUUACGAACUUAAAGGAAAGAACCAAAAAAUCCCAUGUCAGAACUUAUGCUUACUUUCAAAACUGUUUCUUGAUCAUAAAACUCUGUUUUAUGAUGUAGAAGGCUUCGAAUUUUACGUUUUAUGCGAAUGCGACAAUUCUGGUUCACAUUUGGCUGCAUACUUCAGCAGAGAAAUAAAGAGUUCGCAAGGGAAUAUCCUUGCAUGCAUUACAACCCUCCCUCCUUUUCAAAAAAAGGGAUACGGACAUCUUUUGAUUUCAUUAGCAUACGAACUUGCGAAAAGGCAAAAGAGAAGUGGUGGCCCUGAGACACCAUUGUCAGAUCUUGGCAAAAUUGCAUUCAAAACCUACUGGAGAUAUGCAAUUGUUAAUGCUCUUAAAAAAGGUGAAAAUCAGAUCAGUAGUAUUGAUGAUAUCGUAGUUGAGACGGCUAUAGAUAGAAAGGAUAUCAUUAAAACCCUGAAAAAACUAAAUUUGGUCAGAGAAAGAAAUGAUGAGUUCAAAUUAAUUGUUUCUAAGGAAAAAUGGAAGGAUGUUUGUUCACAACCAGAAUUUAACCAACCUAAGAUGACAGUUAAGUCAAAUCUUCUUAUUUGGAUUCCAAAAGAAGAAGAUGAAACUUAA